Messenger RNA from Thalassophryne amazonica, 2092 nucleotides. RefSeq names its product gastrula zinc finger protein XlCGF57.1-like. The record is from RefSeq and is a predicted model, not a curated record. Lineage: Eukaryota; Metazoa; Chordata; Actinopteri; Batrachoidiformes; Batrachoididae. Gene Ontology annotation, biological process: regulation of transcription by RNA polymerase II. Gene Ontology annotation, molecular function: RNA polymerase II cis-regulatory region sequence-specific DNA binding; DNA-binding transcription factor activity. The transcript has 3 exons. The coding region runs from base 79 to 1929 and encodes 616 amino acids.
AACGGCGGCGAGGAAGAAGACGAAGACGAAGGUGGUGGUGGUGGUUAGCUUUUGUUAAAAAGAGAGAGAACAGAAGAGAUGCAACAUCAAGAUUUUCCAGAGUCUAAAGCUGCUUUUGAAGUUUUGUUUGGAGAGAAGAAACCCGAGACAACAGCUUCUCAGUCACUCAGAUCUGCUUGUGAAAGCAGUCUUCUGCACCCUGACAUGCUACAACACUUGGCAAGUAAAGAAGAAAUGCCCCCUGAACAACAGGAGUUGAGUGUUGACCAGAAGGAUAUUAAAGAGGAACAGAAAAUCUGGAUAAGUCAGGAAGGACAGCAGCUGGAGGAGGCUGUCAUACAUGUACCGAUUAUUGCUACUAUUGUAAAGAGUGAAAAUGGCCCAGAAAAAUCACAGUCAACACAGAUUUGUCAAAGCUCAGAUUUUAACGGCUUCAAAAAUGGUGAAGACAGUGAGACCUCUGUUAGUGAUAGCAACUGCAACAUUGUUCAGAAACCAUUUAUUUGCUCUAAAUGUGGAAAAGUAUGUAUUCUUAUGAAGAGAAUUCAAACACACGAGAAAUUACUUUGCUGUCUUGAGUGCCUUAAAAGGCAAAGACAAAAGUACAUUCUGAACACACAUAUGAGAAACUGUACAGGAGAGAAAUUGGUUGGCUCCUCUGAAUGCCAUCAAACAUUUAAAGAAAAAACUCCCCUGAGCAAAGGCAUGAAAAGUCAUGCAGAAAAGAAACCAUUUGGCUGUGGUCAGUGUAGUAAAAGAUUUGGAGAGCAAGGCAAUUUGAAAGCACACAUGAGAAUUCAUAGAGGAGAGAAACAGUUUGUUUGUUCUGAAUGUGACAAAAGAUUUGGACAGAAAAGCAAUCUGAAAACACACAUGAAAAUUCAUACAGGCGAGAAACUAUUUGACUGUUCUGAUUGUGGUAAAAGAUUUGGACAAAAAAGCAAUCUGAAUAUACACAUGAAAAUUCACACAGGAGAGAAACCAUUUCUCUGUUGUGCGUGUGGUAAAACAUUUGCAGAAAAAGACCACAUGAUAACACACAUGAGAAUUCAUACAGGAGAGAAACCAUUUGUGUGUUCUGUGUGUGGUAAAAAAUUUGGACAAAAAAGCAAUUUGAAAACCCACAUGAGCAUUCAUACAGGAGAGAAACAAUUUGUCUGUUCUGAAUGUGGUAAAAGAUUUGGACAACACAGCAAUUUGAACAUACACAUGAAAAUUCAUACGGGAGAGAAACCAUUUGUUUGUUCAGUUUGUGGUAAACACUUUGGACGAAAACGCAGUCUUAACAUACACAUGAGAAUUCAUACAAGAGAAAAGCCAUUUGUCUGUUCUGAAUGUGGUAAAACAUUUGGACAAAAAAGCAAUCUGCAAACGCACAUAAAAACUCAUACAGGAGAAAAAGUAUUUGACUGUUCUGAAUGUGGUAAAAGAUUUGGACAAAAAAUCAAUAUGAACAUACACAUGAGAAUUCAUACGGGAGAGAAACUGUUUGUCUGUUCAGUGUGUGGCAAUAGAUUUGGUCAAAAACGCAAUCUGUAUAAACACAUGGGUAUUCAUGCAGGAGAAAAACCAUUUGGCUGCCCUGAGUGUGGUAAAAGAUUUGGAGAAAGAGGCAGUUUGAAAACACACGUGAGAAUUCAUACAGGAGAGAAACCAUUUGACUGUUGUUUGUGUGCCAAAAGAUUUGGCCAGAAAAACAAUCUGAAAACACACAUGAGAAUUCACACAGGAGAGAAAUUAAUUGUCUGUUCUGAGUGUGGCAAAGAUUUUAGAGAUAAAAGCAAUUUGAACAAACAUAUGCGAAUUCAUACAGGAGAGAAGCCAUUUGCCUGUUCUGUGUGUGGUAAAAGAUUUAGAGAAAAGGGUAAUCUGAACAGACACAUGAGAAUUCAUGCAGGGGAGAAAGGAAAUUCAAGGCAAAUGAAAUAAAAAAGGGAGAAACCAUUUCACUGUCUUCAAUAGUUUUGAGUAUUGCUUGGGUUUUGUGUGAUACCAGUUCCAUGCUGGUGCACAGGACGGGAGCUUGCAGAAGAAGACAUCACUCCCAUCUCUGGAUGGAGCCGCACCUCAAACAGAAAGGAAAAAAAAACAA